GGCUGAGUGAGUGGUGAGUGAGUGAGUGGCUGAGUGAGUGAGUGGCUGAGUGAGUGGUGAGUGAGUGAGUGAGAACUGAAGACAGAGACACGGAGCCACGGAGGAGCGACAGAAGCAUGGCCCAUUAUUCGCGAGGCAACCAAACGGUGAAGCUGAUUCGCUGGGAGAAGCCCGUUCUGAAGACGAUCCUGAGCCGGGACGUCUCGUUCUUCCUCGACGCGCUGGACCGGCACGAAUUCAUCACGAGGCCCAUUUACCACCGCGCCAAGGACAUGCCGGUCCAGGAGGACAGCGCCAACUUCAUCCUCGACCACUUCAUCGACGGCGGGGAGACCGCAUGCCAGAAUCUGCUGAGCGUCUUAAAGGAAAUCCACAAGCACUACCCACCGCUCAAGGACUGGUUGGACAGGCUGUCACCUCCAGGUGAAACGAAUUCGGUGACGUUCUUCCAAAUCCUCCACGAGCUCAACCUGAGCCAAUGCUACGGGGACAAGAUGCAACGGGGCGACGAGGACAAGAUGCAACGGGCCGACGAGGACAAGAUGCGAUGGCGCUACGGGGACAAGAUGCGACGCCGCGACGUCGUCACUCUGAGCAGGCGGCGCAAGCAUCCCAGCUCGCUGGAGGAGGUCGCGCGACACUUUGUGCAGGACGUGAUGAUGACGAACCCCGAGUCCCGGAGCGCCAGCACCGCCCGCGCCGCGCGCAGGGCCAGCUCCGCGAGCGCCAGCGACAGGAUCUCGGACGGCUUCAUCAACCCGCUGGAUCUGGAGGUCGCGGUCCUGCUGUGCGCCGACCACCCGCUGCAGGACGACCUGAUGCACAAGAUGUCCGCGUGCCGCUUCGCGCUGCCCCUGCUGCUGCCCGACGCGGGACGGGGGGUCGUCACGCUGAAGCUGUGCGCCGCGCGGCACGUCGCGAGGCAGUGGAGGGGUUGGCAGAUCUCGACGCGGCGGACAGGUUGGCGGGACGCCCGCGGCGACGGGCGCUCCCCGGCGCUGGUCCUGCGCAUGCCGUGCGUGGCGUUCGCUCGCUUCGGCCGCGGCGGUGGCGGCUCCAAAUCGGAGCUGCUCAACUUGAUCGUCGGCGGUCGGGGCCACGAGGCGUUCGUCCACCGCGACACGGCGCAGGGCGACGUGCCCCGGGUGGUUGCCGACGGGCUGGUGGAGAUCUCGCCGUACUUCCCGGGCGCCGAGGCGGACGCGGAGGAGGAGGAGGACGCUCGGAGCCCCUUCUGCGCCCUGAACCUGCGCGGCGACGCCGCCGACAGCCGCCUCGAGAGGCAGUUCGGCUUUCUGCGGGCGGCGUCCGUCGCGACGUUCCUCUUUGUCGGCGGCGACGUCGUCCGGAAGAGCGCGGAGCGUUGCCGGGCCUUGCUGGCGGGCGCGGCGACGCCGGUGUUCCUGCUCACCGACUUCGAGGACGGGGAGGACGCCGAGUCGGCGGUGAGCGGCAUCCUCUCGACGCUGCCGGGGACGAAGGUCGCGGACGUCAAUCGGCGCGGCCAGAACAAGGCCUCCUUCGCGAGCAGACUGCGCUCCAAGAUCGCCACCCUGCUCGCGAACACGCGGACGGCGGGCAGCACGCCCGCGGAGAUGGAGCGCCUCGCCCGGGAGCGGGGCAUCCAAGUCGACGGCUGGCCCGGCUCGCCCGCGGCCGACGAGGUCGUGUCCGAGGUGGCCGACCUCGGCGUCGCCCUCUACAAGCGGGAGCGCCUCCCCCGCCAGGGCGGCAAGCGGCCGAGCCGCCCGGGGCGGAGGGACGACCCCCGCCUCGGCGUCCGCGCGUCCGGGGCUCGGCUCGCCGCGCCCACGUUUCUGCGGCGGCUCCUGGAGGAGCCCGCGGACGACCCCGCGGCCUUCCUGCGGCGGCUGGCCGUCGAGCUGGACGAGCGCUCCGCCGUCGUGCUGUCGCUCGCCGGGCGGGACGAGGCCGCGCGGGACAGCUGCCUGGGAGCGGAGCACUUCCUGCGGGAGGUGGCGUGGGCCUACGAGGCGGCCUACGAGGCGGCCUACAAGGCGGCCUACGAGGCGGCCCGCGGCGUCGUCGGCGGCGUCUCGGGCGACGACGACGACGACUUGCGGCGGGCGCCGGAGAUCGGCGCCCGGCUGCUCCUGAGCGGCUCCCCGCUGGAGCUGGUGGACGUCGACGGGGGCAGCGUGCCCGCCAAGUGGCUCGCCGACGUCCUGGGGGCGGCGGGCCGCGAGCUCGGGGACCCGACGGUCUUCGUGCUCUCGGCGCUGGGCCCCCACCGCGCCGAGACGUUCGCGCUGCUCAACACGACGCUCGGCUCCCGCUUCCCGGCGGGCGGCGGCGGAGCGGGCGGGGGGGCGGUCCGCGGAGCCUUCGCGACGCUCGUGGCCGUCGAGGGGGGGGGCGACGCAGCGGCGGCCCCCGGCUACGUGCUCGCCGUCAGCGUCGAGGGGCUGGCGUCGCCCGGGCCGGCGAGCCCCGAGCGCGACGGCGAGCUGGUCGCGUUCGCGAUCGCCGUGAGCCACGUCGCCCUCGUGAUCCUGGAGGGGAACGCGGGGGGGGAGGACUCCCUGGAGGGCGACGUCGUCCGGGCGCUCCUCCGAACGGGGGGGAGGCAACGCAAGGAAGCCGCCUGCAUCUUCGCGAGGGAGCGGGCGCUGCUAAAGCGGUUCGCCGCCGUGACCCUGGCGGGCAAGGAGGGCGACGAGGGCUCGCGCGGUCGUCUUGCGGACGUCGUGGGGCACUCCGAGAACUACUUGUACCUGCCAAGCCCGUGGCACGGGACUCCGCCGAUGGCCGCGGUUAGCGCCGAGUACGUUCAGGGCGUGCGGCACCUGAGGAGCCGUCUGAUGGAGCGCGUGCAACGAGUCGCGGCGCCGGGGAGGGUGAGGCUGUCGACGCUGGCGCGGCUGGUAGAGCAGGCGUGGAAUGACGUGAAGAGGGAGGGAGCUCUUUCCACGGACACAGACGGCUCGUAG
Lethenteron reissneri (Far Eastern brook lamprey) is the source of this 2951-nucleotide messenger RNA. RefSeq names its product interferon-induced very large GTPase 1-like. NCBI's taxonomy places the organism in Eukaryota, Metazoa, Chordata, Hyperoartia, Petromyzontiformes, Petromyzontidae. The record is from RefSeq and is a predicted model, not a curated record.